Messenger RNA from Aspergillus homomorphus CBS 101889, 956 nucleotides. RefSeq lists its product as uncharacterized. The record is from RefSeq and is a predicted model, not a curated record. The transcript has 4 exons. Bases 230 to 811 code for a protein of 193 amino acids. Lineage: Eukaryota; Fungi; Ascomycota; Eurotiomycetes; Eurotiales; Aspergillaceae.
AUGUUGGACAAACUACUACUUAUACUGAGCCUCAGCACUGUUCUUUUCAAUCCCCACCCUUCUUCGCCCUUUGAUCUCCUGUAUUUCAGAACCCUGAACCCUUGCCCCCUCUCCCUCAUUCGUUUCUCAAGCUUCGCUCGGUGUCGUCGACCUAGGAUCUCUCACAUUGGACCCUGCCCCGGAUUUGACAUAUCAUCCUUGACCCAUCCACUACUUUGAAGCCGUCACCAUGCAUCUCUUGCGCUCUGUGGUUGCUAUCGCCUCCGUGGCCUUGCUUGCCAACGGACAGAAUUCUUCCUACACCAUCAACGUGAAUGACAUUCCGAUCAAAACAAGAGAUCAAUGGUGUGAAGCUCAGACAUCAGCAUGCCCGCUCCUCUGUCUUCAAUUGCCUGGAACGACGAGCCAACCGCAGAAGAAUACUUGCGAUCCCAAAACGUUGCAAUAUGUCUGUGACUGCAGUAACGGCCUGAGCCCGAACGCUUCCCAGUACUCUCAGACAAUCCCAUUCUUCAUCUGCACCGAAGAAAACAAUCAAUGUGUUAGCAACUGCAACGGGAAUUCCCUUUGCCAGUCGGAUUGCCGCAGCCAGCAUCCUUGUGGUGCGCAGAACCCCAAGCGUGUGAACACCACUUUGACAUCCAGCUCAACUCCUGCUGCGACUGCUGCUUCCACCACCACUUCAUUGGCACCUUUCACUGGCGUACCCGACGAGGGCGCAGCACCUCGGACGUCGACAGAUAUGACUCAACUUUACGGCCUGGUGGCUGUCGUGGGCGCAUUCCUUGCCGGGUUCACGACCGUGAUCUAGAUUCAACUCGCGUCGCAGAGGGUUCUGUUACAGCCGCCGCGCCCGUCGCAUUCCUCGGACGAUAUGUGGGGCUUUUGGCAAUCUCACCGUAAUAUUUAAUGUGUGUCAACUUUCUUCUGUCGUCGGAGAUCAUCUACUGCUUUAG